CACCGUUCCCCUCCACCGUUUCGUAUUUUCAUUUUGAGAAAGUUCUGCUUGCCGGUGAUAUUUCUAAUUAUUUCCCAAAAAAGCUCUAAAUUAGAGGAAUUAAAAAUAUUUUGCUACAUUUUUAAUAAAUGUUUAAACCUUGAGCAAUCACGUCAACCAUGGAUGUGGAUGAUAUUCAUUCGGAAAAUAACUCGACCGUAGAUAUCGGUAAAAAUGUUAGAAUAGAAGAAGAAGAAAUACUCGUUUAUGUAAACGUUGACGAUGCGAAUGACGAUUUUAUUGCCGAAGAUCUGCAGAGCUUUAAAGUUGUCGGACUCGAUACAGAUGAACCAAUAAUUCAAGUCGGAGAUAAGUUCUUUGGUGGAAGUUGGGAUGAAGUUGUCGGAACAGCAGUCUUUUUCAAGCCGACAACUCCGCAACCGAAACGGUGUUAUUUUUCUACCGAAGUUCCUAGACCAUUAGAGUACAUUGGCAAGACGCAGAAGAGUUUGAAGUUGAAACGCGCUUUUGUUACUUCAAAGAACGAGGAAAAGUCUGAAGUUCAAAAUAACGCUGACAAAGACAAUAAUUCGGAGAUAGUUAGUGACUCUACUCAUUCUGAAAUACCGAAUAAUACCGAUAAAGAAUGUAAUUCGGAGACAGUCAGUGACGUUAAGCUUGAAAUACAAGAAAGCUGUGAUGAAAUUAAUUCAAAUUCGAACGAAACCGAUCCUACUGACGACUCGGCUCAAGUCGCAACCGAGAACGCCGUAAAAAUAUUGGAAGAAUUAUUGACGAACGAGGGUAUGCGAUGAUGGAACGGAUCUCAAACCAAAUAGAUACCAACGAGUACAAAAUAAUACGAAUUUGCAAAAUACAAUACCCGAUGGUAAACUGAGCGAAGACCAAAUAUCUCUCGAUAAAUUAUCUGAACUAGGAGGGCAGUUGAUUACCGGAAAAAUCGUAUUAGCAGCGAGUACUAAACCGAGCCCGUUACUUCGGCCUGCCACAGCGAUAUAUACUACUUGACUA
Molecule: messenger RNA, 1011 nt
Organism: Planococcus citri (citrus mealybug)
Lineage: Eukaryota; Metazoa; Arthropoda; Insecta; Hemiptera; Pseudococcidae
Product: general transcription factor 3C polypeptide 6-like
Exons: 4
Coding region: 159-794 (211 amino acids)
Biological process (GO): transcription by RNA polymerase III
Cellular component (GO): transcription factor TFIIIC complex
Source: RefSeq, a predicted model, not a curated record